AUGCAGUUCCACCGUCUCACAGCAUUUUUGCUUUCCCUCUUUGUCGCUUGCGUAUGCGCACAAUCAAUCACUUCAACUACAACCUUCACAGCAACAUCCACUCAUACUCGAACCAUUACAGUUUCUGAAGUCAUCGCAUCCGUUACAUCAACCUACGCAACCUACAACACAUCGGCUAUUGUACCUACAGGAUCAAUUGGAACCAUUAUCCCAGCUACAACUUCGACCAGCCCUCCAUUCCCUACCAACUUCACUGGUGCUGCACCAAGUGUUCAAGCAAGUUAUAGUGUAAUGGGGUUGUUUAUUAUGGUUGUUGCAGUGUUGCUGUAA
This is a messenger RNA of Sclerotinia sclerotiorum 1980 UF-70, 330 nucleotides long. RefSeq lists its product as hypothetical. NCBI's taxonomy places the organism in Eukaryota, Fungi, Ascomycota, Leotiomycetes, Helotiales, Sclerotiniaceae. Bases 1 to 330 code for a protein of 109 amino acids. The record is from RefSeq and is a predicted model, not a curated record. The transcript has a single exon.